Molecule: messenger RNA, 4446 nt
Organism: Homalodisca vitripennis (glassy-winged sharpshooter)
Lineage: Eukaryota; Metazoa; Arthropoda; Insecta; Hemiptera; Cicadellidae
Gene: Hr38
Product: probable nuclear hormone receptor HR38
Exons: 9
Coding region: 181-1935 (584 amino acids)
Biological process (GO): cellular response to corticotropin-releasing hormone stimulus; regulation of transcription by RNA polymerase II
Cellular component (GO): nucleus; transcription regulator complex
Molecular function (GO): nuclear receptor activity; RNA polymerase II cis-regulatory region sequence-specific DNA binding; zinc ion binding
Source: RefSeq, a predicted model, not a curated record
ACCGUCGCGGGUGGCGGACAGUGAGCUGAGCUCUGGAGUCCUCACCGAUAUCGUCAUCGACACCGUCAUCGUCAUCGUCUCCACCGCCGUCGUUACCGUUACAGUUGCCUUCACCCCAAGGUAUGGAGCUGUGUUAGUAUUAGCGGGUAUGACUCGGCCGGUGACUUAGUGUUUUGUGCCAUGCUCAAUCAAUGUUUCAACAGUGUCGGUAGCCAGCAAGACAGCAACAACAACAACACUAAACAUCCCUUCUACUGUCCGGAGGAGGCGCCAAGUGACGUGCUGCUGACGCGCUCAGGACCUCCCCAGCUUCCAGCCUCCCCAAGUAUGCUGCUUCUGCAGACUCAGCCGCCAUACGGUCCCUCUAGUUUGGCUGAGCUGUUUUCGGCCCAAUACUCUGACGACGCUUCUGUCUCGCUGCCCGAGGACCUCUAUCCCUUCCAGGACGUGGCGCUUGAGGCAGCGCCGCUCCCCAGCUUCCAGGAGACAUACGGUGCCAAGAUGGAAGACGAGUGUUAUAAUGCCCCCGCAUCCUACCACCAUCAUCCACACCCGCACCCCCACACACCGCAUUCUCAGUACGAUUUCCCGCACUAUCCUACGACGCCCUAUCACUACCCUCAGCCCGCCGCAGCAUACGACCCGCCGCCCCCAGACUCAUACAACAGUCUCCCGCACUUCCCCAGUCCCGCCGCUGAGCUUGCCGUCAACACAGCCCUGGGGGGACCCCGUCAGAGGCGAGCGUCUCUGCCUCUCCAACGUUCAGAGUCCACCAGCAGCAGCGAAUCUCCAAAACCGCGGGUGCCCGGUGUGACAGCCUCGUGCCCUCCGACCUCGGUUUCCUCCUCGGCCUCAUCGUCUCCCACCUGCGAAGCGCCGAGGCCGCCACCCUCCUCGGGCCCCACACCACCCUCGCCCAGCCAGCUGUGUGCCGUCUGCGGGGACACGGCCGCUUGUCAACACUACGGCGUGCGCACCUGUGAGGGCUGCAAAGGUUUCUUCAAACGGACAGUGCAGAAAGGCUCAAAGUAUGUGUGCUUGGCGGAGAAAGCCUGCCCAGUCGACAAGAGACGGAGGAAUCGCUGCCAGUUCUGCCGCUUCCAGAAGUGUCUGGUUGUCGGGAUGGUGAAGGAGGUGGUGCGCACAGAUUCGCUCAAGGGGCGCCGUGGCAGGCUGCCUUCCAAACCCAAGAGUCCACAGGAGUCACCGCCUUCACCACCGGUCUCGCUGAUCACAGCUCUUGUGCGAGCACACGUUGAUACCAGUCCUGACCUCUCCACUCUGGACUAUUCCCAGUACAGAGAACCCAACCCCAUGGAACCACCAAUCACCGAAGCUGAGAAGAUCCUCCAAUUCUACAAUCUGUUGACCACUUCCCUAGAUGUAAUUCGUCACUUUGCAGAGAAAAUUCCUGGCUUCAGUGAACUUUGCAGAGAGGAUCAAGAGCUGCUCUUCCAAUUGGCUUCUUUAGAGCUCUUUGUCCUCCGACUUGCUUACAGAACACGAGCAACAGACACUAAACUGACUUUCUGCAAUGGAGUGGUGUUGGAUAAACAACAAUGCCAGCGCAGUUUUGGUGAUUGGUUACUAGCCAUCUUUGACUUCUGUCAGUCUCUGCAUGCCAUGGAGAUAGACAUCUCUGCCUUCGCCUGCCUUUGUGCUCUUACCUUAAUAACAGAACGACAUGGGCUGAAGGAACCUCACAAAGUAGAACAGUUGCAGAUGAAGAUCAUCGGCUCUCUGCGAGACCACGUUACGUACAACGCAGAAGCUCAGCGCAAGAUGCACUACUUCUCUCGACUUCUAGGCAAAUUGACAGAACUUCGCUCCCUAAGCAUGCAAGGACUCCAGAGGAUCUUCUACUUGAAACUCGAGGAUCUUGUUCCUGCACCUCCGCUUAUUGAGAAGCUGUUCGUCGCUAGCCUGCCGUUCUGAACACCAGUGCGCGUCUAACUGCGGAAUCAUUUCAUACUGAGCCAGCUCGUAGUGGGAGUGGCGUAGGCUCCUUGCUGAGCGGACUUCUUGUUGACUCUUCAGCAUUUUUCGUGUCACGACACUUCACUCCCCCUCGUUGUACACUUAGUUCAGCUGCCCCACGGUAGACUGUUGUCGUUUGCGGCUGAAACCCCAGUACGACAUUCGCUUUAUAUGUCCAACGCACAGGUUACGUUGCCAGUUUUAUUUUAACUCGACUCUCGAGUUCAUAUCUGUGUCUUUAAGGUAUAAAUGUUAACACAAAAUAUUUGUGAAUCUGUGACUGUGGUGGAAUUAUUGUUGCAUUAACAUUGUUGACAUAUAUAAUACUAUUGUUUUCAAUCGUUGCAGACCACCACAUGUUUGAACAAUUUUACAAACAACAAACAAUCCUUUUAAAUUCAACUUAAAAACCAACUAGUUUGAUAGGUGUGGUAUAUAUUUUUUCGAGUAUAAAGUCAAAUUUAAUUUUUUAAAUAAAUCAAUUAAAAAUUAAUAAUUAUAUUUAUAAUAUUUAUGAACAAAUAUUUUGUUUGUAGACAGGCAUUAAUUAGGCAUUUUAUUUAAGAAAGAAUAAGAUUAUGUUGUUAAUUGUUACUCUUAAUCUUAAUAUACUUGAUAAGUAUGUUACAAAUAUCAAUAGUAAAUUCUUCGAUAAUGUAAAUUAAAAGAAAGAAAAUUGAAUUAUAGUAACCAGGCUUGGAGUGUAUUUUGUUCCAAGAUCUUAGGAUUUUCUUUCAGUUUUUUCAUAAAGCAGCAGAGCUGAUAAAUACUAUUUUUGAUAAAAACUCGUUAAAAAAUUAAUCAAAACUAUUUUCAUACUUGUCUUCUGUAUUUUUCUAGCUUUUAAAUAUACACAAUAUUUUGUUCUUUAAAUGAUUAUUGUUCUUUUAAGUGUAAAAUAUAAAAACCGAUUUUGAUGUAUUGCCUUCAGAAAGUCUGAACUUCCAAUUUUGAACUGUGUUAUCAGAAACAAUGUUCCUUGAAAUUGUACAUUGGCUGCAAAAUAAUAUAUUUCUCUUAGCAGUUCAUAAACUUUGCCUGUUGAUAUUGUUGUAAAGGAAAUAUUACGUGUUGACAUAAGUUGUACUUUUGUGUGUUUAACUAAUAAGAAGCACCGAAUGAUAGUAGUGCUCUAACAAUUAAUGUAAACAUUUUCUUUUGACAGUUUUGUUAUUGUCAGACAAAUCACUGCUCACUGGACAGCAAAACAAGUCAGAACAUUCCUUGUCAUAAGGAAAUAGUGAAAUUAAGAAGCUGAUUUUUAUAUGUUUCAUUGUUUGUAUUAAGCUUCAAUUAGAUUAUCCAUUAAUUGGGAUAUUUUUGUUGAGUAAUAUUUACUCCAUUACAUGUAUUUGAUGUUCUGCUAUUUAUUAUCUCACUAAAGAACACUAUGAGUGGUGUCAGAAAGCAGGUAGGGGAAGACAAGAAGGUAGUUGAUUAAGUAGUCUAUUUAAUUGAAAUGCCUUGAUUACAUCGUACCGGUAGAGAUUGUACAAAUAGUGAUUUAAGUGUCAGUGCACAAUUUGUUGGUGGCCUUUUGACUGCUUUACGCCACUGUGUACGUUAUGUCGUGUCAAGUGGGUGGAACAUAUCAGACCUUUAGUGUAAGUGACAGAAGUGCGUUCUACGUUCCGCCGCGAACGCGACCCAGACGCAGUGUACAAGUUACCACGCCAGAGCGCAAGUCUGUGAUCGGUUGGUUGGAAGGCCGUCCCGUAGAGUUUAUUUUCACACGUCAGUAAUAUUGGCGAAGAGAUGUAUCUAAUGUAACGAUUGACUGUACAGGUUUUAUAAAUGACAUUUGUUUGUAGCUUUGAUUUUUACUUAAGCCUUUUUUAUUUAAUAUUUUAUAAUUGUUUUCAUUAUUUUAGAAGAGAGUUUGAGUUACCAUUAAUGCCAUAAGAACAGAUUAUAUAAUAUAAAAUACGUUGAUAAUUAAGUUAAGAGAUACACUUUUAUAAAGACAAUUGAGACUGAACAUAACGUAAAAGUACGGUAAGCAGCACAAGAGCUUAGCAGAAGGUUCUCAUACCAUAUCUAAUGCACUCUGUUAUGUUAUUUAUUCAAGCAAAAGUUUGUAUAUUUCUACUGCCUUUAAUACUUAUUAUUGUGGAUGCCUUUAAAUUAACUCAGUAUUAGAUCUUAUUCAUAAAAAUCCCGUUGUUCGGUCAUAGGAAAUUAAUAAUUAGAAACGGACUUAUUUCUUGUAUCUUCCAGACAGUAGUUUUUGUCAGUUUGUAGUGCAGUUGCAGUUUUGUUAUGAGCCAGUUUCGUGUUGUAAUCGUGUAGAUGUUCACUUAUUGUGUAUCGGACUCGCAGUUAUUUUACCAAUAGUAGUCCUAUUCUCUGUUAUUUGUUCUCAAGUGUGCUGUAUGUCUCAAUGUGCGCUCCGUCAUGAUGCACUUUUAUUUACAGCUGUUUCUUGCCAUUAUUUCUGUGUGAAUCACAAUCUAUGAUUGCCAAUAGAAA